UGAAGAUUAAAAAAAAUGGUGCAAAAUGUACAUCAACAUUUAAAGAAUAAAAAAGUUAAUAUAUUUUCACCUCUACUACAACUGCAGCUGGUUGGAGAAGCUACAGUAGAAGGCCGCGGCAGUGUAAGUUUAGGUACUGGCCGCUGGUAUCCUCACCAACUAGGAUCUCAAAUUGCUGCUACUCAUGGCUCCAGUGUUCGAGCAUGGGAUGUUCGAUCUAUGAAGUCAUCUUGGUGUGUUGAGGGGGCACACACACAGCUUGUCAGAGACCUUGACUUUAAUCCAAAUAUGCAGUACUACCUUGCUUCAUGUGGGGAUGAUUGCAAGACCAAAUUCUGGGAUAUUAGAAAUACUGAUCAGCCUCUCAAAGAACUUGGUGACCACUCUCACUGGGUUUGGAGUGUACGUUAUAAUGCUUCGUAUGACCAGUUAGUGCUCACUUGCUCCAGUGACCAGAGAGUCAUUCUAUCAAAUUUACCAUCCAUUGCUUCUCAGCCCUUUGGCACUAUGGUGGAUCAAGAAGAAAUUCCUAAGGAGGAGAAGGACAAAACCGAGGGUACGGAGGAAGGAGUUAUCCAGGUGUAUGAUGAUCAUGAAGAUUCUGUGUAUGCAGUUGAGUGGUCUGCUGCAGAUUUCUGGACAUUUGCUUCUCUUAGUUAUGAUGGCCGCCUUGUGAUAAACAAAGUGCCAAGAAGUGUUAAAUAUAAACAAUUUAUGUAGAUGUGUUAAGAGUGAUGUCACAUUAUUAGUAAAGUUUCAGUUUAUUUACUUGAUGUCAUAGGUUUUUUUUUUUACUGGCACUGCUGUUUGCUAAUUUAGCAACUGCAAUAUAUCAUAAAUGCAUGAUUAUAAAUUCACUUUUCAUUUAAUAUUAGCAUUGUCUUUAAAAUAAAUAUAUUUUAACUUUUA
Procambarus clarkii (red swamp crayfish) is the source of this 909-nucleotide messenger RNA. The record is from RefSeq and is a predicted model, not a curated record. NCBI's taxonomy places the organism in Eukaryota, Metazoa, Arthropoda, Malacostraca, Decapoda, Cambaridae.